AAACGUCAAAAGUCGGAGAGUCGGCAGCUUUGGCUCCUGCAGCUUGAAGUGCUGAGGUCUCAGGGACCUAGUGCUGUUUCUGGUACUUUCACCACCGUCAGCACCACCGGUGUGCGCGAGUGAAGUCUGAACAGGCUUCUCCAUGGCCUGGACCCCUGUUCCCGGCUGAGCCGUUUUCUUUGGGCUGUAAACCCCCGCCCAGAGGCCGAUUCGUCGCGGCGGCGGUGGAGAUCGCAGGUCGUUCAGGCUUGCAGAUGGGUCAGGGGCUGUGGAGAGUGGUCAGAAACCAGCAGCUACAACAGGAAGGCUACAGUGAGCCAGGCUACCUCACCAGAGAGCAAAGCAGGAGGAUGGCUGCUAGCAACAUACCUAACACCAACCACCGUAAACAAGUCCAAGGUGGGGGCAUUGAUAUAUAUCAUCUCUUGAAGGCAAGGAAAUCUAAAGAACAAGAAGGAUUCAUUAAUUUGGAAAUGUUGCCUCCUGAGCUGAGCUUUACCAUCUUGUCCUACUUGAAUGCAACUGAUCUCUGCUUGGCUUCAUGUGUGUGGCAAGAUCUCGCUAAUGAUGAACUUCUCUGGCAAGGGUUGUGCAAAUCCACUUGGGGUCACUGUUCCAUUUACAAUAAGAACCCACCUCUAGGAUUUUCUUUUAGAAAAUUGUAUAUGCAGCUUGACGAGGGCAGCCUCACUUUUAAUGCCAACCCAGAGGAGGGAGUGAACUACUUUAUGUCCAAGGGUAUCCUAGAUGAUUCACCCAAGGAAAUAGCAAAGUUUAUCUUCUGUACAAGAACACUAAACUGGAAAAAACUGAGAAUCUAUCUUGAUGAAAGGAGAGAUGUCUUGGACGACCUCGUAACCUUGCAUAAUUUUAGAAAUCAGUUCUUGCCAAAUGCACUGAGAGAAUUUUUUCGUCAUAUCCAUGCCCCUGAAGAGCGUGGGGAAUAUCUUGAAACUCUUAUAACAAAGUUCUCACAUAGGUUUUGUGCUUGUAACCCUGAUUUAAUGCGAGAACUUGGCCUUAGUCCUGAUGCUGUCUAUGUACUGUGCUACUCUUUGAUUCUACUUUCUAUUGACCUCACUAGCCCUCAUGUGAAGAAUAAAAUGUCAAAAAGAGAAUUUAUUCGAAAUACCCGCCGUGCUGCUCAAAACAUUAGUGAAGAUUUUGUAGGGCACCUUUACGACAACAUCUACCUUAUUGGCCACGUGGCUGCAUAAAAGCACAAUUGCUAGGACUUCACGUUUUUACUUCAGACUAAAACUACCCAAGGACUUAACAGAUACGGGGAUUACUUCAGUGCUGGUCAUUCUAGCCUCUGUAUACAAUCAAGCUUGAGUGUACAACCUUUUUUCUUUAACUUUUUUUCUUAGUAAUUUCCUUGGG
Molecule: messenger RNA, 1383 nt
Organism: Tupaia belangeri chinensis (Chinese tree shrew)
Lineage: Eukaryota; Metazoa; Chordata; Mammalia; Scandentia; Tupaiidae
Gene: FBXO8
Product: F-box protein 8
Exons: 6
Coding region: 255-1217 (320 amino acids)
Biological process (GO): regulation of ARF protein signal transduction
Molecular function (GO): guanyl-nucleotide exchange factor activity; protein binding
Source: RefSeq, a predicted model, not a curated record